AGCCCGACCUCCGCAGGCCUCGGGGCGCGACGCCGUCCUGCCAGCGAGCGAGCGAGCGCCCGCCGGGCCAUGAAGACCCGCGCCCGCCCCCGGGGGCCGCGCGCCGAGGCUGCCGCCGCUCGGCUGCUCCUGCUCGCCUGGGCCCUCCUGCAGGUGGCCGGGGCCUCAGGCACUGCAGAUGUAGUCGUAGCAUAUAAUUUAACUUGGAAAUCAACUAAUUUCAAGACAAUUUUGGAGUGGGAACCCAAACCCAUCAAUCAUGUCUACACUGUUCAGAUAAGCCCUAGACUAGGAAAUUGGAAAAGCAAAUGCUUCUACACCACAGACACGGAGUGUGACCUCACCGAUGAAAUUGUGAAUGACGUGCAUCAGACAUACCAGGCACGGGUCUUUUCCUACCCAGCUGAUGCCACUGACUACUCUGGGGAGCCUCCAUUUACAAACUCCCCAGAGUUCAUACCUUACAUAGAGACAAAGCUCGGACAGCCAACAAUUCAGAGUUUCAAACAAGUUGGCACAGAACUGAAUGUGAUCGUACAAGAUGCACGCACUUUGGUCAAGGUGAACGGCACAUUUCUAAGCCUCCGGGAUGUUUUCGGCAAGGACUUAAGUUACACACUUUAUUACUGGAAAGCUUCAAGUACAGGAAAGAAAACAGCCAAGACAAACACUAAUGAGUUUUUGAUUGAUGUGGAUGAAGGACAAAACUACUGUUUCAGUGUUCAAGCAGGGAUUCCAUCACGGAAAGCUAACCAAAAGAGUCCAGAAAGUCCCAUUGAGUGCACCAGCCACGAGAAAGGUAUGUUCAGAGAAAUGUUCCUCGUCAUUGGAAUUGUGGUGCUCGUGGUCAUCAUCUUCACCAUCAUCCUGUCUGUGUCUCUGUACAAGUGCAGGAAGGUGCGAGCAAGGCAAAGCGGGAAGGAGAGCACCCCACUCAAUGCUGCAUAAAGAAGGUGCCCUUGGAGCUGCCAACUGCGACAAAGUUUAUGUUGCACUGUGACCAAGAACUUUUUAGAGAAUAGAAUAUAUAGAAACACAAAUGAGUAUUUUGGAGCCCGGAGACAGCUUGGGCUCACAGAAAGCUCUUUAUGGGACCUGUUCUCAUGAUUAGCAUUCUGGUUUCGGCAGCAGCAUUAGACACUUUGGAAUGUAAUGAACGUACAACCCAGUCCAAGUUUUUAAAAUUUCUAUUUUAACACUAUGGUACUUUUUGCACAUACCAUGUUUUAGAAUGUAUAUUCUGCACCCCAAAUGAAACCAGGUUGUCUAAUCAAAAACAAAUGAACAAAAGGUUUAAGAAAUCCUGGGUAGGUGUUUGGAAAACUUUUGAGGUGACUUCAAAUCAUGUGGGAGAGUAAAAUGGAAAUUGGGUGGACUCUUCUAACAUAUAACAUUGUUUUGUGAUAUAUGGUAUUUAGGCUUCUUCUUUUUUGAGUUCUUUUGGAGGUUCAAAACAAUUGGCAAACUUUGAAUGUGUUCAAUGCAGAAGACUUCUGUUUUGAGGCACAUUUCCUAAAGUGCCUUACAGUUUAGCACUUUAACUGACUCAGAUGCUGUGGAUUAAGCACUUGACAGCUAACUCUAUUUUUAUAAGACUACUAUACACACACCAUAUAGAGGUGAUGAUUUACGGUACUACAAGCUUUUAUGGUCCAUAUUGUAUAUAUUUAUAUAAUUUUAUAAAAGGUUUUAUACGUGGGGAUUUUCUAUUUAUAGAAGUAAUAUUGUUCUGUUUGUAUAUAUUGAGAUAAUUUAUUUAAUAUACUUUUAUAUAUAAAUAAAGGUGACUGGGAAUUGU
Messenger RNA from Canis lupus familiaris (dog), 1798 nucleotides. RefSeq names its product coagulation factor III, tissue factor (gene F3). Gene Ontology annotation, cellular component: membrane. Lineage: Eukaryota; Metazoa; Chordata; Mammalia; Carnivora; Canidae. The record is from RefSeq and is marked provisional. Gene Ontology annotation, molecular function: protein binding. Gene Ontology annotation, biological process: blood coagulation.